Messenger RNA from Chara braunii, 3775 nucleotides. NCBI's taxonomy places the organism in Eukaryota, Viridiplantae, Streptophyta, Charophyceae, Charales, Characeae. The record is from the annotation of a GenBank genome assembly.
AUCCGUUGUCAUCAGCUGUCAAUUCGCAAGCAGAAGGCCGUUUCUGAGAUCUACCCGCUUCCCGUGACCUCGCCCUGCCGUGUUUCUCUCGCUUGUCGUGUUGCGCCUGCAACUACUCUUCCGUCUUCUUCCCCCCCCUUCGUUGAGCUGGUGUUCGAUCACCUCGAGAAGGUACUGCAUCAUAACUGACUCAACACGCGCACGCGCACGCGCACGCGCGUGUGAACAUCGCAGUCCUCACACACGCGCGAGUGAACAUCUCACUCCUUCGAUCGCCUGGAGAAGGCAUUGCACCAUAACUAACUCAACCCGGUGAACAUCGCACUCCUCGCGCGCGAGUGUGAACAUCUCACUCCGCACACUCGUGCGUGUGGACCUCCCGCUUGUCAUUCUCACACGCGCGCGCGCUCACUCACACACGCGGAAACCGACGACAUGGCGGAGAUCGAUCCGUGCAUUCCGAUCGAUGUGAGAAUUGACGGCUGCGGUGGGGUGCCGCUGAAGCAUCCGGUUUUUGUCCGACCGGAGGCGACUUUCUAUGAAGCUCGGCUGCACCUUGUGUUGCAGAACAUUUGGCGCGAGCCAUUCACGUUCCUUGUCCAGAAGGACGGCAAAACGAGCGUUCUGAAUACGACGCAGGAGGGACUGUUUAAGGUGACAAGAGGGGGUGUGCUUCUGGGCAAGGGUCAUCCGCCGCCACCACCUGCGGGUGGGGAUUCCGGCGACGGAAAAUCCCCUGCCCAAGGAGACGAAGGGAAGAAGAAGGAUAAGAAGGGCGACAAGGGCGACAAGGGUGACAAGGGCGACAAGGGCGGCGAUAAGGGUGGCAAGGGUGGCAAGGGCGACAAGGGUGACAAGGGUGACAAGGGCGACAAGGGCGACAAGGGAGAGAAGGCUGGUGGAGAGGAGCCGGGGCAGAAGGCUGGACAGGAGCCUUGCGAGCCGACGAAGAAUGGUGGAGAUACGCCAAAGGAUGGCGGCGAAGAUGAGGCCACCAAGGAAGACGGCGGCGGCGGCGGCGGCGGCAAGGGUGGGAAGCAGAAUAAGAAGGACAAGAAGGGAGGUGACGGGAAGAAGGGUGGAGACGGAGGGAAGAAAGACAAAGGUGGGGAUAAGAAGAGCGAUAAACCUCCAGAGAGUAAGGGAGGAAGUCCUUGUGGUAGUGGUGGUGUUGGUCGGGGAAGUGAUGGCGGGGGAAAGAAGAACGAUAAGGGUAAGAAGGCGGGCAGUUCCGAGAGCGUUCCUCCACCGCCACCUCCUCUUGAGGACGAUGACGAUGCGAAGGAUAUCUUGAUGGAUGAUUGCUCCAAAAUUUCCACCUUCAAUUCUCCGUCUCAUGGGCCUGGAUCCAAGCCAUCUUCGAAGGCACCAUCACCUAAACCUCCUACCCCUAAACCCGCCUCUCCUGCGUUCCACAUUUCCCAGAAAUUUUCCGAUCACCAAUGCCACUCGAAAUGCAAGUGCUGCUGUCCUCAUCCUCGCACGGCGCUGAUGUGUGAUGAUCCGUUGGCGGCAUGGGAGAAGGUCGCAGAUGGGCUGCGUGACAAGCUCAAGGCAGAGAAUCGCUCAGAUCGCUUCCACAUCAUCGUCGUGAACAAGGACGGAGAAGACGUCGUACGGGUCUAUUGCGACGAAUGCGAUACCGAACGGGCAGUCGGCUCUGGGAAAACACUCUGCACAUUUUAUGCUAAUCAUCUGCAGUCCCGAAAUCACUGGGAGAGGGUCUUCAUGAACAAGUCGAUCGUGUACAAGCUCGCCGCACAGCUGGGGGAUCCGAGUUCCUUAGGCAAAGCUAACGAUAGGAAAAGGAAGGAUAGUUGGGGAAUACGUGGUGUGGUGAAUGGAGCACGUGUGCUGUUUGAUGAAGGAAAAAGGAUAAUGUUGAGGUGGAUUGCAUGAGACAUUGAGUGACAUGGAAUCUGACUAGAUAGACUAGGUGGGUAGGCGGGUUCUGGCCGACGAUUACGUAGAUAGAUAGGUAGGGCAGGUAGGAAAAGAGAUUGGUACGCAGCAGGUAGGUAGAUAGGUGCGCAGGGAGUAGUAGAUAGAAGAGUUAAAACGCAAGCAGUAAGUGGGCGUAGUCAAGCGGUAGAGAGUUUGGUGACUGAAUAGAGCGUGAAUAACUGUAAUAAGUAAUCGUCUUGUGACAAAAAUAGAGCGGAAGAGUAGAUGGAUGUAUCUAAUCAUGAAAUGCUAUGUUGUUCGUUAGAACGUAGCAAACGUGCGAUAGUUGGAGCCAAAACGUCCUGUGUAAGGACUUGUGCGAUGGGCAGGCCGUAUAAUGUGGCCGCAUGUGUGUGCUUGUACUACACAUUGUAUUGGCGUGGCAGUGUCGUGAUUGCGCCGUUCGAUGUGUGAUGUAAGUACGCUUCCUCCUUGAUGGGUGUUUUCCAUUACUUGCGUGUCGUGAAGGGGGCAUGAUUAGGCAUGGUGGAUUGAAGUGCUGGGGGAUAGGAAUAGUACGACACUUGUCACCCCGCCGUCUCUUCUCCAUCGCUAUUUCAUGGUAGUGGAAGUGACAGUCAGUAGAUGAGCAACCAGCUGCUGCACUGUCGUUGUCUUCUUCCCUUGUCACAACUCGAAUUAGGUAGUGGAACGAUGACAUAUCGGCCGUUUUUGAGAGGAAACUCUGCGGUCCGCCGCGUAGAUCUGCGCUGUUGCACAUCCCAGGCGGUUUGUGUCUCUUUCUUAAUGUGCACGCACGCACAACAUAUUGCUUUCCCCCUUCCCCCCUCUCUUCGUUUUGCCUUUUUCUUUCCGCUUUUUCUUUUUUUUUUUUUUUUUUUUUUCCCGUUUCUGUGGCGCUCGCUCGCACAAUACGUGUCGCUAAUGAAUGGCACAGCUUGGUUAGGCAAAGCAAGCACUGUCGUCGACAUUGCACUUGUGGGCAGUUUGACAUGCGCUUGUGGGCAGUUUGACAGCAAGCAAAUUUUGGGGACCGAUGCCGAUGUCAAUCAAUCGUCGCACGCUGUUGUUUCCCAAUUUGUCGUCAUUAUUUGCCAUUACAAGCUUUUCAUUAGCUUCAUUUAUAAGCGUUAUUUGUUGACCGUAGAGCCCAUUCAGGUCUGUCUGCCAGACUAGGAUAUAGCUGGAGUACCGACUUGUUCCUGAUCAAGUACGGCGAUUGUUUGAUGAAUUCCGACAAGGACAUUCCUGCAUCCAUCUGCUGCUUAAAGUUGAACUGCAGCGAUGACGUGUCUGUCACGUUCCUCUGUACGCCACAAUGCGCGAUCUUCAGCUGCUUGGGCAGCGUAUUUUUUUGUCCCUUUCUCACUCUCUCUCUCUCUCUCUUUCUAUCGAUCAUUCAUGUUGCCGUUUUAUAUCAGUCUUCUCGUGACAGUGGUUGUAGCUGUUGUCUACGUCGGUAGUAGCAGUUGCACCUGGAGCUUGUGGAUUUUCUCUCCAAUGCAGCGUCCUACGGCAGCGGAGGUUCGUGUUCUGUGUGCAUAGGUGUGUACCGACAUCACGUCAUAAGCAUUCAGGCAAUAGGUAGCGGGAAUUGGUAGCGGACGGGCAGGAGAAAGCGAUCGGAGUAUGGUCCAAGCAUCGAACGUAACUUGUGCGCAGCGGCCACGUGUCGCUCUCCUAAGGAUAUUUUUACUCGGUAUCAACUAAGCGCUGCCGUGUUGCGGCGCUUACGAGUCAUUCCGGACGGAUCUCGCAGCGAUCUCGAUCUUAUCUUUUGCUGUAGUCGCCCUGGAAGAUAGUAUUUUGGACGAUCUCCGUUUGUUCUCGAUGAUUGUGCUUGCGUUUCGCAAUCGCUGUUUGACCAAUG